Phascolarctos cinereus (koala) is the source of this 3202-nucleotide messenger RNA. It is a transcript of the gene DHDDS, whose product is annotated as dehydrodolichyl diphosphate synthase subunit. Gene Ontology annotation, cellular component: dehydrodolichyl diphosphate synthase complex; endoplasmic reticulum. Gene Ontology annotation, molecular function: ditrans,polycis-polyprenyl diphosphate synthase [(2E,6E)-farnesyl diphosphate specific] activity. The record is from RefSeq and is a predicted model, not a curated record. Lineage: Eukaryota; Metazoa; Chordata; Mammalia; Diprotodontia; Phascolarctidae. Gene Ontology annotation, biological process: polyprenol biosynthetic process.
AGAGAAGGGAGACUACCUGAGGGAGUUCCCAAAGGGGGAAGGAGUAAGGGGUGACCUAAAGGAGGAUGAGAGGAAGAAGAGUAGGGGUGUUCUCUGAAGGAGGAAGAGACGGACUGAAAUAGGAGAGGAGGGAGCCUCUUGAGGGAAAAGGUGCUACUCGUUCUCAGGAGACCCAAGUCUAGUUUCCUGAAGGGACCAGAGACCAUGUCAUGGAUCAGGGAAGGAGAGCUUACACUCUUAGAGCGGUUCUGUGCCAACAUCAUUAAGGCAGGCCCGAUGCCCAAGCACAUUGCGUUCAUCAUGGACGGGAACCGCCGCUACGCCCAGAAGUGCCAGGUGGAGCGACAGGAGGGCCAUACGCAGGGCUUCAAUAAGUUGGCCGAGACCCUGCGUUGGUGUUUGAACCUGGGCAUCCGAGAGGUGACUGUAUAUGCCUUCAGCAUUGAGAACUUCAAACGCUCAAAGAAUGAGGUGGAUGGGCUAAUGGAGCUGGCCAGGCAGAAAUUUACUCGAUUGAUGGAAGAACAGGAGAAGCUGGAGAAGCAUGGGGUGUGUAUCCGAGUCCUGGGUGAUCUUCAGUUGUUGCCCCUCGACCUCCAGGAGCUGAUUGCAAAAGCUGUUCAGGCCACCCGAAACUAUAGCAAGUGUUUCCUGAAUGUCUGCUUUGCCUACACAUCCCGACAUGAAAUCAGCAAUGCUGUGAAAGAAAUGGCAUGGGGAGUAGAGCAAGGUUUACUGGAUCCCAGUGAUGUGUCAGAGUCUCUACUCGAUAAGUGUCUCUACACCAACAACUCCCCCAAUCCGGACAUCCUGAUACGGACUUCGGGGGAAGUGAGGCUGAGUGACUUCUUGCUCUGGCAGACGUCUCACUCUUGCCUGGUGUUCCAGCCCAUCCUCUGGCCAGAAUACUCCUUCUGGAACCUCUGCGAAGCCAUCUUGCAGUUCCAGAUGAACCACAGCAUGUUGCAGAAGGCCAGAGAGAUGUAUGUGGAGGAACGAAAGAAGCAGCAGCUGGAGAGUGACCAGGCCGCAGUGACAGAGCAGCUGCUCCGGGAAGGCUGUGGGCCCAGUGGGGACAGCCAGCUUCGGCUCAUUCUCUUGCACAAACGAUCAUCAGGACGGGAGGAACGUGUCCAGGGCUUCCUGCAGGCUCUGGAGCGAAAACGUGAAGAGUGGCUGGCACGGCUGGGCACGACAUCAGCGUGAGAGGGCAGACGUCCCGCUACGUGUUCCUGCUCGCUGGCUGAGGGCCUGAUCCAGCAUUCCUGAGAAGAGUCAACUUGAGUUUUGAUAAUGAGAUUUGCUGUAAUCCUGGGAACAGGUGCAGUGAGGAUUGGGCCUUUCUGCCCAGCUAGAUUCUUUGUCAAUUGAUGCUCUUUGUCCAACCCCCACAGAGGGGAUGGUUCGGGCUGACAGACAGUGAAUGUCUUCCUUGUGGCACACUGUAGCUAUCUUAGUACCCAUGGGCAACUUGGUGAGCAUCAGGUCCUAAAGUCAGCCUGUUCCUCCAGACCUGUUGCCUCCUGAGCUGCUGGUAGCCAACAACCAUCAUCCCUUCCCUUGGUAUGGGGCUUUUUAAUAUAUGGUUGGUUGGAUGUAGAGCACUUCCUCACUCCAGAAAGCGCUCAGCACAGCCCGCCACCCCACUACCCCCGUGCCUCUGUUUUCCUCACUGCAGGUUUAGUUGGCUUUGCCUUUGACGGCAGAAAGCUGGGGAUCGUUUGGAGGGCGGGGUCAGGAGGAGAUGGAAGGCUAGCCAUCUUCCCCUCGUGAGCAUUUCCACCUGAGUGCUACUGUUGGAUCUUGCCCCACUCCUGGCUUGUCAGGCAGCCCUGAUUGCUCUGCUGAAAACCUGGGCUCCUCCAAUGGUGGAACUAGGCCUGUGAUGACAAUCCAAUUACCUAUUGUUGACUCAGCCCACACACACUUUUCUCAGGCAGGGUCAUGAGGCCAGCCUCUCAUCCCUGCCAGAGCUGGUCCUCUUGGCUAACUGGGAAGAACCAGUAUGUCCAUUUGGCUGGGACUCCCCUGCCAUUGGACAUAUUAAGGCCAGCAAGCAAGGAUACCUCUUCCCUGUUGGCUCUGAUAUCCACCUCCCUUGGCCUCAUUGAUAAGCACAGCUCAUGUCUGACCCAUCUUGGAAAAGCUCCACUUGGUAGCAGUUCUCUCUUUCAACCUUAGUGGGGUGGACUCCACAGUAUGAACCAGAGGGAAGGGUCAGGGGCUGUGUCCUUCCUUUCGCUCUCCUUGCCCUACCAGGACCCACAAAGCUGCUCAGAGGAUUACCAGCUUGGCCCCUUGGAGGCUUUGAAAGGGGCUGUCUUGCCUGAGCUCCUGUACUUCAGGUGCUUGGGAUAGCAGCAAAAGCUGUAAGGCUGUAAUCCCAUCCUGAUGCCAGACACUCUUGUUCCUUCCAGACUAUUUCCCAUCAGCCUGUCAAUGGGUGUCUUUUCUUUCCAGUUAUUUAGCCUUCAAGUAUCUUUACUGUCAUGGACACUUUUGGAAUCAGGCAUUUCCUCCAGAAAUAUUAAGGCUACUAGCCACUACCUUUCCCCACCCCCACCCCCCAGACUUAGUGUUGGCACUAAGGGUUCCCAUCGAGCAGGUGCUAUGUAUUUCCCAGCUUUAAAAUGGGGCUGUUGACAGCUUUAAUUAGGGAGCCAUGAAUUAUAAUGCUAUAAUUUGGAGCCCUACAAUUAAGCUAGAACAAGGGGCUGGAGGCAAUGAACAGAAUUGGCCUCUAGAUGAGCUUGACUGACAUGAAGAAUAGUGCAGUCCUGUUUCUCGACCUGCCUAGAUCGGUCAAGAUUGGCCUAGGUGAUUAAUGGAGCUGGUAUCCUUAAUUGGCCAUCAGUCUUUGGGUUCUGGGAAAGGUGUGUGGGGUGGAACAGGGAGGAGUUACACCCCAGGGCACCUUGGGAUGCAGCAAUGAGCUCAGAGAAAGAGACCACAGUUACAGGCUGGAGCAGGAGCUGCAAAACAUAGGUGGUUUGAAUUUGUACUGUUGUGACUACACCUUCGUUGCAAGGAAAUGAUGAUCUCCAUCCUCAUCUCUUUUAUCAAACUCUAAACUUAGGAGUCAGAUGGUAUUUAAUUUAAGUGGCCCUCCCUGCCUGUAAUCUAGCCUCACUCUUCUCUACCCCUAUUUAUUAAUCUGUGGUUUCCUGGGCUUCAAAUACAUUAAAAAGGAGUAUCUGUCUCA